UUUGUUUUCGAUAUUCAGGAAACAAGUGUCGGGUUGCUUUUGUUGUGGCGAUACUCACGCCAGUGUAAGAUAACUUUAAGGGCAUAUUUUAUUCCUUUUAUCCGACGGUAAAUUGAGCGAACGCAAAGUCCGACAUUAAGCCGAAGCGGAACCGUUGACAUACAAUCAAGGGGGCGGUGGGAUUUACCGAGGAAUACAGGAAACGACAGGGAAUAUCGAGUUUCCUCACAAAAAAUACAGUAUUAUCAUUAUCUUAUAUCAAAUUAUUGAGCUAGUUAACGAAUAAUCAUAAUACUUACCCGCUUCGGAUUAUUUGGUAAUAAGCAAAUCAACAAAUAUGCUGAUUAAAGUGAAGACACUCACAGGCAAAGAGAUAGAGAUUGACAUAGAGCCCACAGAUAAGGUGGAGCGGAUCAAAGAAAGGGUGGAGGAGAAAGAAGGGAUCCCCCCGCAGCAGCAGAGGUUGAUCUACAGUGGGAAACAGAUGAACGAUGAGAAAACAGCAGCAGACUACAAAAUCCAAGGAGGCUCUGUUCUCCAUCUGGUGCUCGCCCUGCGAGGAGGACAGGCGCUGCGCUCUCCCAGAAGCCCAUACUCCAAGCCUGCGUUGUAGCAGACACUUGGAAACAUGCCUUAGCCUUUUGCAAUGCCUACACCAAGCGGAUGCAGCGAAGACACUUGGCCACCAGUUGUGGAGUCACCAGUGGCAUUGUAAGCAACACAGAGCCGUUGAUAGGAAGAGUUAGAUCAGGUUCUACUUGUGGCAGCCACUUCACCUGCAGCCAGAAAUGUGUUGGCUGCAAACACUUCCCCCACCUGAAACAAUGCCAUGGUGAGACACUCCACAUGUUAAAAGCUGCCCUGGCCAAUAAGGCAAAGUUACUUUCAGAAUGAAACAAAGCUUUGGCUAAAGAUUUAUAAUCCAGAGCUAAUUUGGCUGCUUCUGAAAACUGCACUGUUCAGUUUUCAAUCACUUUCUGUCUCUUUCUGUGGCUCUGCAUGUAAGAAUCUAUCUUCGUUACAGAGAUAAUUGUAGCGUGAAGAUGCUUCAUGGAAGCUCAUCCCUGGAUUACAGUCUUUGCCUUCAGAGUUUAAGGGUUUACUUUUUCUGCCUCUUUCAUGUUUUAUUCAGUUAUCAGAGGCUAAUGGGUGUAUCAGUAUAUCAAAGGUCACUUGUGAAGCAUCCAUUGCAAACCACACAUUUGUUACAUUUGCACGCACUUACCCAUUAUAUCAGCAUUUCUAAAGUGAGGUGGUAUAUGAGCUGACUUUGUCAUCAGGAAGUUGAGGGGAUGAUAAAUAGCGUGAUGCUAAGACAGGACGCUUUCCAAGCUGCAGAUCACUGUUUGUGCUUAACAAUGAACAAAACUGGUUGGGAUUUAGUGAGUCAUUGCUGUUUUUCCAGCAUUUUUUUAGGCACUAAGUGACGGUGUUUUGUAGCAACGUGUUGUUGUUUUUCCAGCUUGGAUUGUGCUCCUAAAACAUACUAUUUUAAGCCAAAACAUGAUCUUUUCCGAACCACAAGGGAGUGAUUUUUGUGCCUAAACAUAACCUAAUGUUAACCACAGUGUUGUUGAAUCACAAAGUUAUCCCCUACAUAAUAACGUGCAAAUGUAACACAGCUGUGGUCAGCAUAAAUGUCGACUUUUUUUUUUUUUCUGACGAUAGGGUUGUAGAUGGACAACAGCGCAGUUAAAGGAAUAGUUUGACAUUUUAGGAAAUACAUGACUUUUUGACUGGAAGUUAGAAGAGAAUAAGCGAAAAUGUUGCUGUGUGUGUAGGAAAACUUCCCGCCACAACUUCUAAAUCAUGUUCACAGUUUGCUUUACACCUGCUUCAUAAGUAGAGUGCCCAUUCAGCAGAAUAAUGGUCUGUAAUUGUAUUAGAAUUUAGUUUAGAGCAAUUUGAGCGCAUUUUACUUUUGCAAGAAGACAAGAAACAUGGCAGCCACGGUGUAAUCUGACAUUGGCCUCAGUGUAUAUGGAUAUUGAUGUUAAGUUUUGUUUGUGUGUUCAGAGACGUAAGCCCGCCCCAUUUUAGUGUGUACAGAAUCAUGUGACAUGGACCUACGCUGUCUGUAGAAUAAACUUAAGUUUAAAAAUGCCA
Epinephelus lanceolatus (giant grouper) is the source of this 2106-nucleotide messenger RNA. It is a transcript of the gene nedd8, whose product is annotated as NEDD8 ubiquitin like modifier. The record is from RefSeq and is a predicted model, not a curated record. Gene Ontology annotation, molecular function: protein binding. Lineage: Eukaryota; Metazoa; Chordata; Actinopteri; Perciformes; Serranidae.